CACAAAACUAAGGUGAAGGCUGUGUGUGUUCUCAUUCUCCUGUGCAUUCCCCUCGCCAUGAUGGACAUUCCUGGACCCUGUAAACAUUCUGUAACCAAAGACCACCUAUUGCAGAUAAGACAUCUGAUCAGUAACCAGCUCCAGAAGGGAUGCUCAAUAACCUAUGCCUUUAUUGAACGGAGAAAUUUGAGUGAUGUGUGUUAUGUGAAGGCAGCUUUGCCCCAUGUGCUGGAGCUGCUCCAGGUUCAGUUUCAGUAUGCUAGGGGUUCAGACAGUGCUCUGAUGGUGCUGUCUCUGCAGAGGUUAAUUCUCAACAUCUACUCCCAGCACUGUGUGCCUGACCUCAAUGAGGAACUGGAGGAAGACCCUGUUGCAUUUGAGAGACAGUACGUGAGUUCUCCAGUGCGAGCGCUGCGGAGAGUAGAGGAAGUGCUGUCUCUCUAUCUACAACUCAUCACACAAACACACACUCCAUUGGACUGGAACUGCGAGAAAGAAUACAGCAGUCAAACUCCUGGCGUCCCAACACACAGACCCAGCAGCACAGAGCAGGCAGCAGGGCUGCUAGGACAGGACCCUCAGAGAGCGCCCAGUGAGAAGGCCUACAGGCUGGGUCUGAUCAUUCUGGCCGUCUGUGGAGCCCUGUUCCUCAUCAUUAUUGUUCUCUGCUUUCUAGAGAGGAAGGCGUAA
Molecule: messenger RNA, 690 nt
Organism: Chanos chanos (milkfish)
Lineage: Eukaryota; Metazoa; Chordata; Actinopteri; Gonorynchiformes; Chanidae
Gene: csf1b
Product: colony stimulating factor 1b (macrophage)
Exons: 7
Coding region: 58-690 (210 amino acids)
Cellular component (GO): membrane
Molecular function (GO): growth factor activity; cytokine activity
Source: RefSeq, a predicted model, not a curated record